AUGGAUAGCAUUGAAGAGUGUAAUAAAUUGGUAGAUGCGGUGACCAAAUUGGCUACAUCAUUUGAUUACCAAGCGCAAGAAUAUCUAUACAAUCUUACCCGCGAUGAAAAUGCAAUUAACAUUGCAUUAUCCUUUCUAUUAUCCAAUAAAUACGUGUUGAACUAUUCAAGCAGUUACAGCAACGAAAUUUUACAAUAUAUAACCGAUGUUCGUGGCCCAAGCAGUUGUUGCAUCUGGGACAAUAUCCAAUUGGACGAAAAUACCAGUAGGCAUCUGGGCCACAUAACGUCUAUUUUGUUUAAGGAGCAUAUGCAUAUAGUUUUGUGUUUCGACGAUGCAAAGCUUAUUGCACUUAUUGAUACAUUGGUUACUAUUUGGCAAUUACAAUCAACUAUAUCACUAGUAACUCAAAGCUGUUUCGCUGAUAAUGCUACUGAUGAUCAUAUAACGAGAGUUAUUUCUAUGAUUAUAUUCAAAAAGCCGCAAUUAUUAACCCACUUCAUCAACAUACUAAACACUCCCGAGGUAACUGAUAAGUAUGUGGCUGAUUUCUCAAUGAAAUUUAAAUUAAGAAAUUGCGAUAGAGAUGAUAUUUAUGUCACAAGGUAUAGGCAUAUGAUUGUCUAUGUGUUAGCUCAGGUGCUUGAAAAUUUUGUGUCUUCGAACGUUACUGAUAAGAUAUCUUUUUUGCCAAUUAACUUCUCAGAUUUAGUCAUAUUGUCGGGAAAUUGUAACAAUAGGUAUCUUUACUCAUGCGCGUUAUUAAUUGUAAAUUCAUUGAACUUUCACAUUUCAGAAGAGUUAUUACAUCAAUUAUUGGUAAUUGUUGAGAAAUCUGGAUUUGACUGCGAUAUACUUGAGAUGUGGAAUUUUGCAAUCAGUCAUUUACAAUAUUUGAAAGUUGACAAUUUCAUGAUGAAAUCUUUCAGGUUAGUCCAAAACGGGCUCAUUGAAUCCACAAAUCCAAUAAACAUUGUGCCUGUAUUAAACGGUAUAACAGUAUACUAUGUUAAUAAUUCAUCAGUUCCAACUGAGAUCGUAAGAGCUUACAGGCAAUUGCUUUCCGUCGAAUCCCUUGACAUUCCCAUUGAAAUCGGUGAGUUAUUUGCAGCUGUCCGAAAUGCUUGCACUGAAAGUCUGAUUACGUAUGAUAAAAUUGCUUCAUUUGUGUCGCAAUUUGACAUAAGAAUGAUUUCAAGUAGGUUAAUUGAACUUUGCAAUCCUAACAUGCAAUGUUGGUCUUGGUUGAAUGUAAAUUGUUGUGUAGAAGAAUUUCCCACGGAUUAUGACAUAUACAUUGAUUCUAUGAAAAAUGUAUUUAAAGACCUAUUUUUCAUCUUACCAGAACAACUUUUAGACACUAUAAUAAGUGAGAUAUUACAAUCUGUAAAUGAAAAUACGGAAACGUCACUAAUAGCAUUAAUUUGCUAUGAUUGCCUAGAAGUAAGGCAUGCAUUGGCAAUUCUAGACAAGAUUAAAUCAUUGUUUACGCUGAAAUUGUCUUCAAACUACGAUUUCAUCCUUACUUGUAUGUUUUGCCAAUCCAUAUUUGUGCCUCAUUUGCACAGGAUAAAAGAUAUAUUAUUCCAGAGAUUUGUUAUCAACAUGAAAAUAUCGAAUAUUUGGUCUAAAAGACUGGCUAAAUGUAUAGCAAUAUUGAACGAUAGGGAUUCCGUUCAUAGCGUGAUUGAAUGUGUUCAGUAUAUAUUGGAAACUUCUAAAUCCAAGGGUGUAUUGUCACAAAAUCACUAUCCUUCAAUUCUAUCAUUGUCAAAUCUUUUAGAUACGUUGCCACAAAUGCCUUGUGAUGUUAAUUUGACUGGAUCCAAUUAUAUUUUUUGCAAAUGCUUGCUCGCGUUAAGUAUUUCUACUAGACAAUUAUCACAAAUAUUGCCAAAAAUCGCUCUCAAUUUGGAUAUACUAUAUGAAGGUGAUGUGGACAACGAUUUGUUUUGUUUAUCAACAUCUGAUAGCCAAGCUGCAGUUAACUUAUUGAUGCAACUAUAUAUACAAAAUAAGGUAACCGAUAUACCUAAUGAAUUGCACGAGAUACGUCACCCCGGGCUUUUAAUGUUAUGUAAUUUGAAUGAAAAUUUUGAACAAUUCAGGAUGAAUAAGUGUGUAGAGUUCAUGUCAACGGUCAGCCAAGAAUCUUGCUGUCACUGUGCAUGGGCCUGUAUUGCCUAUGCAUCUUAUGUUAUCGAACAGAAAUUCAACUUUGAAUUUUCAAUGGAGAUGGUUAAAGUGAUAUAUAGGGUGUUACCAUGUUUAAUUAAAAUGGUUAAGUCCAAGAAUGAGCCUUUACAUUGGGAUUUAGAUGCAAUUUUGGAGUACAGAAUUAAUGAAAUACAUCCUUCAAUUAAGUGUCUAAAGGGGACAAUUUGGAAUAUUUACUAUGAUGGUACAGUUAGUGUCGGCUCUGACGCUUGUAAAUAUUUAUCACUAGUAAAUAAAUAUGCUCCAAGAAUCAUUAAAAGUUUAUCAAAUCCAAAUGUAUUGCAGUUGGUGUAUCAAAUUUCAAUGUGUACUGGAUCCAUUGAAGUUAUAGCAAAUAAAAUCGCAAUUUCACUAUGA
Molecule: messenger RNA, 2574 nt
Organism: Babesia microti strain RI
Lineage: Eukaryota; Apicomplexa; Aconoidasida; Piroplasmida; Babesiidae
Exons: 1
Coding region: 1-2574 (857 amino acids)
Source: RefSeq, a predicted model, not a curated record